Molecule: messenger RNA, 1166 nt
Organism: Myzus persicae (green peach aphid)
Lineage: Eukaryota; Metazoa; Arthropoda; Insecta; Hemiptera; Aphididae
Exons: 2
Coding region: 295-1107 (270 amino acids)
Biological process (GO): regulation of transcription by RNA polymerase II
Cellular component (GO): nucleus; transcription regulator complex
Source: RefSeq, a predicted model, not a curated record
GGUUGGGACACACAUAACCGCACCGUACCCGAUCCGCGUGUCGGCCGAGUGUUGACCGUCACUCGGUGAAUGAAUAGUGCAAUGAUAUAAAUAACAAUAGUUCUGACAUCACCGUAUCACGGACGAGCGCUGUCGCCGCACCGAGACAGAACCGAGUGCGAUUAAAAUAUUUUAAUAAUUGACGUUGACGGUGCGGGCUCGCCGUUUCAACAUUCGGUAGUUAGUAUAACUUAUAGUUUCAGUUUCCAGUAUCCAGGUCUUUAGUCUAGUUUCUAGCAUUUUUACGAAGCAAGUAUGGUUGAUGUAGAAAUGUUAAUUGAAGAAAUUCGAAAGUUUCCAGUCCUAUACGACCAAACCAGCGAAAAAUAUAGAAAUUCGGAGUAUAAAGACAGAAUUUGGAAUAAUAUUUCAACUACAUUAGCAGUUAAAGGUGGAAUAGAAGAAUGUAAAAAAAAGUGGUCUUCUGUCAGAGAUCAGUUCCGUAGAACUCUACAAAAAAGGAAGACAGCAUCUGGACAGGCUGCUGUGAAUAACCGAAAAUAUAAGUAUGAAGAUAUUCUUGAGUUUCUUUUACCACACAUUUCAGAACGCGACACAUUAUCCAACGUGGAUGAUUUUGAAGAGGAUCAAAAUAAUGAAAUGGAAAUUACUAAUAAUGAAACUUCGGAAGAAUUCAGUGGACAACCAUGUGAGCAACAGAAUAACAGAGACAGAAGCGACAAAUCAAUAACUGAAAUUCAAAAUAAUUUCACUGAUUCUGUGGACGAUACUCUCAGAUCUACAACAGAAACUUUAGCCAAAUCAUCUAGUUUAUCUGUAAAGAAAAAUACAUUUAGACCUCCACUCAAACGAAAAAUUAUUCAUGGAGGAACAACUAUAGAUUCUCCAGCAAGCCAGCUAAUGGCAUUUAUGUUAGCUGAGAAGGAAGAAGAAAAUAAAAAAUCUAAAAAAGAAGUCGAAUCUACAGUUAAGCAUCCAAUUGAUGCUUUUUUGAGUGGAAUUUUGAAACCAACUGAAACAGCUGAAGCUCGUAGGAAAACGGCAUGGGCGGCACGGACGAGCUACGGACAAGGUACGGAUAUGUGUGCGUUCGUGAACGACGAUUAGUGCCUCAAUCGACACUCGGCCGACACGCGGAUCGGUUACGGUGCGGUUAUGUGUGUCCC